Messenger RNA from Grammomys surdaster, 5442 nucleotides. RefSeq names its product actin binding transcription modulator (gene Abitram). The record is from RefSeq and is a predicted model, not a curated record. Bases 54 to 635 code for a protein of 193 amino acids. The transcript is spliced from 6 exons. Gene Ontology annotation, molecular function: actin monomer binding; actin filament binding. Gene Ontology annotation, cellular component: dendrite; lamellipodium; filopodium tip. Gene Ontology annotation, biological process: regulation of filopodium assembly; dendrite morphogenesis; regulation of actin filament polymerization. NCBI's taxonomy places the organism in Eukaryota, Metazoa, Chordata, Mammalia, Rodentia, Muridae.
CGCGCGUGCGCUAGACGCUACCACGCUACCAUUCACCGGAAGUAACCAGCAGUAUGGAAGAGCUCCGCUGCCCAGAAGCCAGGCUAGCGCCACCAGAGGUAGUCAUAGCUACCGAAUCCCCGCCACCCUCCCUUGUGGAUCGAUACUACACUCGCUGGUAUAAAGCGGAUGUUAAAGGAAAACCCUGCGAGGACCACUGUAUACUCCAGCACUCCAACCGAAUAUGUGUCAUCACACUGGCAGGAUCUCAUCCCGUUCUUCAAAGUGGCAAAACCAUUCAAAGCAUUUCCUAUCAGAUCAGUAACAACUGUAGCAGACUUGAGAACAAAGUUUCUGGGAAAUUUAAGCGGGGGGCACAGUUUCUAACAGAGCUUGCACCUCUGUGUAAGAUUUACUGCUCUGAUGGAGAAGAAUAUACCAUAUCUAGCUGUGUUAGAGGUCGAUUGAUGGAAGUGAACGAGAACAUUCUCCAUCAGCCAUCUCUUCUUCAAGAAAAGCCAUCCACUGAAGGCUACAUUGCAGUUGUAUUACCCAAGUUUGAAGAAAGUAAAAGUGUAACAGAAGGGUUGUUGACACAGCAACAGUAUGAAGAAGUCGUGGUAAAACGCACUAAUGCCACAACCACUGCGUCCUAAGCCUUUUUAUGGAGGCAAUACAGGAUUCUCACCCUACCUGGCCUAAACCAUCAGUGCACUGAAGACAGCCAGUGUGUAUGAAGUGUUCCUCACAGCCGCCCAGCCGUGGGAGAAGCUUCACCUUCCACCUAACCUAAUUUCCCUCCUUUGUCUUAACAUCACAAGCCUUGGUCCCCAUUUGUACCCAGCCUCUCAGAUCUGCCUUGCCCAGGCACUUGCUUUGUGUGCUGGGAAGUACACUUGUGGGUGUUUGCUUGCAUAUACAUCAGAAAACAGCUUCAAGUGCCUUUUUACCUUUGUUAAGGACAGUUUCUCUUUGGCUUGGAACUUUGCCAGAUACCUCAUGUACUUCCAGGGAAGUAUCUGUGUCCUCUGCCUCUCGUCUUCCAAGGCUGGUAUUACAAGUCCACACUACCAUACCUAGCUUUAUAUGGGCCUGGAAACCCAAACUCUGGGCUUUGUGCUUUCAAGGUGAAUUAGUUACUGUUCAGUUGCUGUGAUAAAAUACCACAACCAAAAGCAACUUCAAAAAGAGUUUAUCUGGGUUUAUUAAUUCCAGAGACUGGAUGACCACAAUAGUGGGAAGGCAUGGAAGCCAGAGCAGGAUACUAAGAGAUUGCAUCUCUACCACACACCAAGAGCAGAGUGAACUGGAAGGAGAAUGUGGUUAUAAACUGCCCCUGGUGAUAAAUUCCCCAGCAAGACUUCUUGUCCUAAAAGUUCCAUAACCUCCCCAAAAUAGUACCACUGACUGGGGACCAAGGGCUCAAACACCUAAGUCUAUGGGAGGGGUCAUUUUUCAUUCAGUCUACAAUAUUCUCCCCAGGAUGCCUGUAGGCCCAUAGUUAGGUCAUGCGAAAUGUAGUUAGUCCAAUAUCAAACAUUCUCAUAGUUGUUAACAGUCUUAACACUGUUCCAAGGACUCUUCUGAGACUCAGUGCAAUCUCUUGUCUGCCCUGUAAAUCAGAAAGCCAGUUACAUACUUCUAACAUACAAUGUCACAGAAUAUACAUUCCCAUUCCAGAAGGAAGGGAUGAUGGCAUAGUGAUGAGAUACUGGACCGAAGAAUAAAACCAGCAUGAUAAAAGCUAAACCCUGCAGCUCCAUAUCCACUAUCUAAGGGUUUAGUUUCUAAGAUGCCUCUGACCCACCAGCUCUGCUGCCUGUAACAUCAUUCUCUGAUGGUUCCUCGCUGUGCAACUCUUCCCUGGCAGAUGUCUCACAACUUUUUUUUCCAGUAUCUUGGGAUUUGUGCCACAACCCAAGUUUUUUUUUGUUUUUUGUUUGUUUGUUUGUUUUUGGUUUUUUGAGACAGGGUUUCUCUGUAUAGCCCUGGCUGUCCUGGAACUCACUCUGUAGACCAGGCUGGCCUCAAACUCAGAAAUCUGCCUGCCUCUGCCUCCCAAGUGCUGGGAUUAAAGGUGUGCGCCACCACCGCCCAGUUUACAACCCAAGUUUUACCUUGACAGCUUCACAGUGGCCUCUCAUGGCCUUCGUGCAGAAACUCCAUCUCUGUCACAUGUUUCCUGGCCUCGGUGACUUUCUGAAGCCAGAAAGAAUCCUGACUUUUCAUUCUUGCAUCUUUUAUGCCUGCAAAGCUAGUACUAUGUAGAAAAUAUUUGAAAAUUAGACUGUUGGCUUUCAUUGCCUUUGAUCACAUUCACAGCAGUUCUUAUAUGGUAUUGCUUUCUCCUAGCAAAAAGCCAGGUUCUUCUUUCACAGAGUAGAAGUUUAUCUGAAAGGAUUCUCACCUUGACCAACUCCCGCUGUCCCAGUGUUGAGCAAGAGACUCUUAACUCUGAGUUUCACAUCGUGCACCCCAGCCCCUCAUCUCCUUGUCCCCUCAUAUUAGCCCUUUGCCCUUGCAACCUAAUAAAACACACACACACACACACACAACGAAGCUUAGAAAGUAGUAUUUCAGAGUAUGUCCCACAGUCUAUACCUCUGUCUAUACAUCCUCACUUGCAAAUGGUCAUUGCAGUGAAUGGUUGGUCUGGUUCAAGAUCUCUGGCUUCUCUGACAUCAUCAGUAUUGCAUCCUCAUCAGGAUUCCUCCCAGUUAUUCUGUUGUUGCCCUGUGUUAAGGAGAUCCUGCAGCUUUGGAACAGCAGGACUGGCCCUUUCACAGAUGGAAGAGAUUUUGAGGUGGGCCAAUUCAGAGCCCUAGUCCUGGGCCUGAGUGCUAGCUGAGCUGGUCAGCAGGCCAUCUCUUCCUUAUCUGCACCACUAGGAGGAGCUUUUUUAUUUUUAAUGUAUGGGUACUCUAUCUGCAUGUACACCUGCAUGCUAGAAGAGGGCAUCAGAUCCCUUUCCAGAUAGUCGUGAGCCAUCAUAUGGUUGCUGGGAAUUGAACUCAGGACCGCUGAAAGAACAGUGUUCUUAACUAAGUCAAUAUUAAGCUUCUCUGUGCUCUUUUCUCCAAGCUGUACAUUUGGUAUUUUCCCCCAACAUGCUUGUUUUCAUUGAUCAAUGUUAUACUGUGUUGAAAUAGCUAAUGCCAGAGAUAUCAGUCCAUUACUUUUUAAUUCAGCUUCAUGCCAAGCCUUAGGACUUGGAUAGAAGGGAGCCAGAUUCUUUGUCAAAAGGUCACAUAAAUGGUCACAUAAAUAAUAGAGACUGUUUCCCUCUAAAACCCCAGGAGCCAGGCCUCUACUGUCUAUGUUACUCAUAGCAGUAGUCUUCUAGGUUCAAAACAGCAAAUACUGUUUCAUGGUGCUCUCAGCAUUCAGCCAUCUUUCUGGUCCAAAGUUCCAGAGUUCCACAUUUCAAAAAAGAAACAACAAUAACAUGGUUACAUUUUUUCGCAGCAACAACCGCACUUGGUAGGAGCUUCUGUAUUAGUUGCCUAUCUGUUGCUGGGAUAAAGCACCAUGACCAAAAGCGACUCAAUUUCUUUUGGCUUCCAGUCUCUGGGGAUUAGAUGCUAAUGAUAGCAGGCACAAGAAGCUGAACAACCACAUCACAGCACACACUGGAAGCACACAGUGAAGUGGACAAAGGUUGUAAACACAAAGCCUGUCCCCAGUGACAUGCCUCCUCCAGCAACUCUGUAUCUUAAAAGUUCACAACAUCCUUCAGCAGCGCCACUAGCUAGAGACCAAGUAUUCAAAUACUUGAGACCAUGGGGGUGGGGGAGUCAUCUUUCCUUCAGUCUACAGCAGGAGGCAAACGCUUCACUGACUGAGCCAUUUCUCCAGCCUCACUCUGUUCCUCUCUUGCUACCCUAACAAAUGGCAAAUAAGGAAUGCUUUUCUGAUUAAAAAAACACAAAGGUCUUGAGAAAUAUUUUGAGGUUUUACAUUCCUGUAACCAGGGAAACUGUCUGUUAAUAAACUGUGCUUGAAUGCUGUGGCACACUUAAUACUUCUGCCUCAACUUUUUAAAAAAGACUUUUUAUCUGUAUGUUUUCCUGCAUGUAUGCAUGUGUAUUACAUGCAUAGAACACCUAUAGAUGCCAAGAGAAAACAUCAGACUCCCUGGAACUGGAGUUAUAGAUGGUUGUGAGUCACCAUGUAGGUGCUUGGAAGUAAACCCAGAUCCUCUGGAAGAACAGCCAGUGUUGUCAGCCUUUGAGCCAUCUCUCCAGCCCCUCACUUCAAGUAUAAUUUUAACAGUGUGAUAUUUUUGGAAAAACAAAAUGGACUGUCUGUCCUUCCCAAAUCUGCUUCAAAGUGAAAUGAAAAAGCCUAGCUUCGCCCUUUCCGCUGUGGCUUUCCCUCUAGGUUGCUGGGGAGAGGCAGGGAUGUGGAGUCUGCCUUCCACUUUACAUAGAAAAGCUUUGAAAGCAUACAAGGGCUCUUCCAGCAUGAAGAAUCAUGCUGCCGUGUCAAUCUGGCUCCUGCACAUACAUGGUAGUGACUCCAUCUUGCACAUUUUGGUGACAGCUAAUUUGUAGUAAUGAAGGUACUUGAGUCUGUCAUCCCUAGGUAUAGAUGUAUUAGAGCAGAACAAGAUUUUACAUUACAAAGCUAAAAAAAAAAAACAUAUGAAGUUCUGGCUUUAAAUUAGACGUUUACACUGAAUUUAAAAGAAAGACUUUAAAUCUUGAAGGUUUUUUUAAGGAUGCAAUAUGUAAUAACUGUGUUUGCCCUGUUUUUAAUGAAAUAAUUUUAAGUGUAGCCAAGCAAGGUUUACUGAGAAGAAAGAAGUAGCUCCCUGUAAGUAGGAGGGAACAAAACUGAGUUUCCCUUAAAUGUCCUCACAGAUGGAGAAUCUGAUCUGUAAGCUCCUCUGUCCUCAUGAGCUGGUGAUGUCUGUGACCUGUUUCCUCACAUCUUGGCAAUGAUACUCCAUUUUCAGACGUGUAAAGGUAUUUUGCAAUUAUUUGUAGGGAAAAAAAUUUUUUUAAUACUUUUAGUUCAUAAGACACACUUCUUAUAACCUGAGGGUCAGAAUGACUGUCCCUUAAUUAUGCCAUCUACAGGGAACAUGCUAGACUGGAAACAAGGCACACAGUAACAGAUCGUCAUUGUAAGUAGCAGAAAGGAUUCUCGGAGACUCGUGCUGUGAGUCCAUAUCAGUUUCACAGGUUGUAUCUUUCUUCGCUCAUUUUAUUUCAAGUUAAGAGAAUGCUUGCUUCACAGGCUAAAAACCACGCUAGAAAUACUUUCAAAUGCAGCGCGUAAAACAAUACAGGUUGGAAUGGUACUUUGUAAUUUUGUCACUGGUCAGUAUGCCUGCCUCCAAACUGGAUCAAAAUUAAGCCAGUCAGUAUGAAUUCAGUUUGAACAUUCAAUUUUUAUUGAAGUCUACAUUAUCACAUGAUGUUUAAUACUAAUUAAUAAACCCUAUUUUGUUGUCAAAGA